This is a messenger RNA of Sardina pilchardus (European sardine), 1018 nucleotides long. RefSeq names its product mitochondrial ribosomal protein L24 (gene mrpl24). Lineage: Eukaryota; Metazoa; Chordata; Actinopteri; Clupeiformes; Clupeidae. Gene Ontology annotation, biological process: translation. The record is from RefSeq and is a predicted model, not a curated record. Gene Ontology annotation, cellular component: mitochondrion; ribosome. The transcript is spliced from 6 exons. Gene Ontology annotation, molecular function: structural constituent of ribosome; RNA binding. Bases 140 to 790 code for a protein of 216 amino acids.
CGAGUCUGUUGCGACUUUUAUGUCGCAAUAGACAAUUUCACCCGGAUGUAAUACAUACUCGGUAGUACACGCUCCUAGCUGACAUUGAAAUGCAUCUUUCUGAACUGGUUUGGUUGGAUCUGUAAAAUAAACCGAUACAAUGAAGCUUACAGCCUUAUUGUCAAUGGCCGCGAGAGUGGCCUUGCCUCGCAACUAUCGUCAUGGAACAAGUAGACCCUGGACCUUUGCUGCAAAGAGACGAAACCCACCUGGGUCACACAGAAGAAAGGUUUUUGUGGACACAAUUCCAAACGAGGAGUGGACGGUGUUCAAGGGCGACACAGUGGCGAUUUUAGCUGGAAAGGACAAAGGAAAGCAGGGCAAAGUGGUCGAGGUGAUCAGAGCUCGCAACUGGGUUAUUUUGGAGGGACUCAAUGUGCAUUACAGAUUCAUUGGAAAGACUGGAGAUUACCGGGGUACCUACAUAGCCAGUGAGGCUCCCUUAUUACUAAGUGAGAUCUCCCUCAUUGACCCCACUGACAGGAAAGUGACAGAGGUAGCCUGGAGGUUCACAGAAGAGGGUGACAAGGUCCGAGUGUCCUUGAGAACAGGACGAAUCAUUCCCAAGCCUCCUUACCAACGGAAGGAUGGGAUCGUCCCCGAGCAAUGGAAGGAUGGACCUAAAGACACAUCUGCUGAAGACGCACUGAUGAAAACCUACUCCCCAUCUUUGAAGACCCUUGAGGAGGAGGUCAUGGAAGCCAUGGGAGUCACAGAGAACAGAAAGCCCCGUACGUCCUACUGGUAUUGAGGAGACUCAAAGUUGGAUUGGCACCAGAAUGCAUCAUCAAUUCCAUUAAUCAGGACAACCUGUUGGAUUGUGUUUAUACGUGUAUUUUUUCUUUCCAUACAUCCUUGUUAAUAGGUAUGUUUGUUUGUAUAGUGUUUAUCAGCUGACUGUGAAGUCAAAAAGCUUGUCAUGAUGGGUACCUGUUAUUCCACAAAUGACUGCUGCAAUAAUAUUAAAUUUGUGAUGAGG